This is a messenger RNA of Salvelinus fontinalis (brook trout), 1365 nucleotides long. Its product is annotated as hypocretin neuropeptide precursor-like. The record is from RefSeq and is a predicted model, not a curated record. NCBI's taxonomy places the organism in Eukaryota, Metazoa, Chordata, Actinopteri, Salmoniformes, Salmonidae. Gene Ontology annotation, biological process: feeding behavior; neuropeptide signaling pathway. The coding region runs from base 51 to 512 and encodes 153 amino acids. The transcript is spliced from 2 exons.
CUUCAGAGAGAGGUGAUAGUAGAAGUGGACCCCACAGCCUCUAGCAGAACAUGUGUCUCAACACAAAGCACCUUACUACAGCACCUGGGAUGGACACAGCGUGCUCAACCACCAAGAAACUCAAGGUUCUCCUCUUGUUGCUACUCGUCUCUCAUCUGGCCUGUGACGCUCAGGAGGUUGCCAACUCUUGCAGACAGAAAUCCCACUCCUGCCGUCUUUACGUCCUGCUCUGUCGCUCAGGUAAUGGGACGGGGACGGGGACAAGGGGACCCCUCACCGAUGACGCAGCCGCUGGAAUCCUCACACUCAGUAAACGGAAAGAAACUGAUGAACGUCGCUUCCAGAGCCGGUUGAGUCAGCUACUCCACGGGUCACGGAACCAAGCGGCGGGAAUCUUGACGAUGGGGAAGAGGACCGAAGACACAGCAGAACCGCUCAUGCGCUUGUUUCCCAUUUUAGAGACGGACCUCACUAUCACAGCCCAAUUGGUUUUACAACUACCAUUCAAGUGACUCAUCUGGAAAACAUCAAUGUUGAUGCAUCAUUUUUGAGGGACUGCGUCAAACAUGGACUAAUGAAAAAUAUAUGAAAACAUGGGUUUUGGGUAAAAUGUUCCUUUAAGAUUUUAUUUGUUUGUGGAGUAGAUGUUAGUAAUUUUGUUAGUAAUGUUGUAAAUAUUGUAUAUGAUCUCACUGGUGUAAUAAAUGUGAUAAUGUUCACAUGUAGCACAUAUGUAUUUGCUUCCCUGGUGUCUCUGUAUUUUAGGUGAUGGGAAAGUAAAUAUGAAGAAAGUGACUGUCAUGAGGGUUGAGUCAUCUAGUUGUGUCUAUGUUAUGGCAUCACAUCACUGGCAUCACGGUCAGACAACCCCAAUAACCCCAACCAGCCCAAAUCAUCAACCCCUCAAUCAGCCAUGAGCACAUGUCUGGAUGGGUAGGUGUGUUUGUUCAAGUGAGUGUAUGUACCAGAAAAGUACGUUUCCCAGAAAUACCUUGGUUUCUGUGAAAGCUGGAGGUCUGCUGUAUUUUCUCUCAUUCAUUCUAACCUGCCCUCCCUCUCCAAACUGACUCCAUGAUUCUUUCUCUUUUACAACUUUUCUCAUGGGGGCAGCAUGGAGCUGCUUCAAGGCUCAAGUCUGUAUGGAUAUCUGUGUUACUCAGAGGCCACAUAUUGUAGUCUGUUGUAAAGCCAAAGAUCUAGGUCAAGACCCACUGUGUUUCUCCAUCAUUGCAUUACAUUCUCUUGCCACAUUUUUUGUCCCUCUCUUCUCACCUUGUAUCUUCUAAAUGUUUGUACUUUAUAUAUCGGUAAUAACUGAAAAACAGCAUUGUAACCAUUAUAAUGGAAGUAAAGUCUCAGGCUAUU